AUGAAGCACUUCCUGAGAAUGUUGAUCCAGGUGUGCCUGUAUUUUUACUGCACAUUUUUGUGGCGCUGUCUGAAGUUUGUCAUGAGGAAGCUGACCGGAAGGUGUGAGCUGCAGCGGAUCUGUUACAACACCAAGCCUGGAGCCUCUAGAACCAUGAAGAUCGAAACAUCAUUGAGAGGUUCAAAAAGUAAGCUGUUGCAGACUUCAGUGAGUGUUCACCUUGAUGCUAUUGAAAAAACUAUAGAAGACAUCAUGGAACUGAAAAAAAUUAACCCUGAUAUAAAUCCACAGUUGGGAAUCUCUCUCCAGGCUUGCCUUCUGCAGAUCGUCGGAUACAGAAAUCUUAUUGCAGACGUGGAGAAGCUGCGCAGAGAGCCCUAUGAUUCUGAUAACCCCCAACACGAGGAAAUGCUUCUGAAGUUAUGGAAAUUCUUAAAGCCCGAUACUCCAUUAGCAUCUCGUAUUUCUAAGCAAUGGUGUGAAAUUGGUUUCCAAGGCGAUGAUCCUAAAACGGAUUUUCGAGGAAUGGGACUUCUGGGACUGUACAAUUUGCAGUAUUUUGCGGAAAGGGACACCACAGCAGCUCAGCAGGUCCUCUCUGACUCUCUUCAUCCAAAAUGCAGCAAAUUCAGCAAAGCAGAAUGGGAGCAAAAAAGGAUGGACAAAGCAAUUGGCUACUCCUUUGCAAUUGUGGGCAUCAAUAUAACUGACCUGGCAUAUAAUCUACUGGUGAGCGGAGCCCUAAAGACCCAUUUCUACAACAUCGCACCAGAAGCUCCAACGUUGUCUCACUUCCAACAAACAUUCUGCUACUUGAUGCACGAGUUUCAUAAGUUUUGGAUUGAAGAGGACCCCAUGGACAUCAUGGAAUUCAAUCGCGUGAGGGAGAAAUUCCGCAAGAGGAUCAUAAAGCAGCUGCAGAACCCCGACAUGGCGCUGUGUCCACACUUUGCUGCUUCGGAGGGUUUAAUCAACAUCUAG
Molecule: messenger RNA, 981 nt
Organism: Pipistrellus nathusii (Nathusius's pipistrelle)
Lineage: Eukaryota; Metazoa; Chordata; Mammalia; Chiroptera; Vespertilionidae
Source: the annotation of a GenBank genome assembly